AUGUGUCGAUACCGUGUCGAAUGCAAACGAUUCGAUACCGUGUCGAUUGUGUCGAAUGUAUCGAAUUUGUCGAUACCGUGUCGAAUGUAUCGAAUGUGUCGAUACCGUGUCGAAUGUGUCGAAUUUGUCGAAUUUGUCGAUACCGUGUCGAUUGUGUCGAAUGUGUCGAUAACGUGUCGAAUGUAUCGAAUGUAUCGAAUGUGUCGAUACCGUGUCGAAUGUAUCGAAUGUAUCGAAUGUGUCGAUACCGUGUCGAUACCGUGUCGAAUGUAUCGAAUGUAUCGAAUGUGUCGAAUGUAUCGAAUGUGUCGAAUUUGUCGAAUUUGUCGAUACCGUGUCGAAUGCAAACGAUUCGAUACCAUGUCGAUUGUGUCGAAUGUGUCGAUAACGUGUCGAAUGUGUCGAUACCGUGUCGAAUGUAUCGAAUGUGUCGAUACCGUGUCGAAUGUAUCGAAUGUAUCGAAUGUGUCGACACCGUGUCGAAUGUGUCGAAUUUGUCGAAUUUGUCGAUACCGUGUCGAUUGUGUCGAUAACGUGUCGAAUGUAUCGAAUGUAUCGAAUGUGUCGAAUUUGUCGAUACCGUGUCGAAUGUAUCGAAUCCAGACGAUUCGAUACAGUGUCGAUACAAUGUUGAACUUGGGUUAUUCGACACGGUGUCAACGUCGAAUUAAAAUGAUAUCACUAGAUAUAUAA
Messenger RNA from Auanema sp. JU1783, 693 nucleotides. Lineage: Eukaryota; Metazoa; Nematoda; Chromadorea; Rhabditida; Rhabditidae. The record is from the annotation of a GenBank genome assembly.